This is a messenger RNA of Hemicordylus capensis (graceful crag lizard), 3949 nucleotides long. It is a transcript of the gene ZSWIM9, whose product is annotated as zinc finger SWIM-type containing 9. The record is from RefSeq and is a predicted model, not a curated record. The transcript has 4 exons. Bases 842 to 2461 code for a protein of 539 amino acids. Lineage: Eukaryota; Metazoa; Chordata; Lepidosauria; Squamata; Cordylidae. Gene Ontology annotation, molecular function: zinc ion binding.
AAACGAUUAAAAGGGCAGCAGUUCUGCGGGGGGGGUGGGGGGGAAUCUAAUUUGCGCUGAUGGAGGACAACUAGAGGAUAUAUUUGGGCCUCCUGAGCACGUGCAAAGUGGAUUUCUCUCACUAUUGGAAAAACUACAUCCAGCUACACAUACACACACGUGUCUGGGGAUUAGACAUUUUUUUGGAUCUAAAAAAGAAUAACCAGCAGGAUCAGUCGGUAGAAAUCAGGGCGGUAAUAUCCAGCACAAAAAAGAUGUGUCCCCCCCCCAAAAAAGCCUUCCUGCAAGUCACGUCUUUCGAACAAGAAGCUCUUUAACCCCUAAUCUCAGAGAGGCGUGAGCUGAGCUGUAGUUAGCAGUGAAGGGAAAGUACUCUGCACGUGGCUAGAGGCACUGUCUUCUUCAUCGGUUAUCCGCAGCGCUGCACAAAGACUGUCGAGCUCUCCUUGCGAUCCUUUCACGGUGUCCUAAGUGGCCUCUCCUCCUCGGCCACCCCCAGACAUUUAGCUUUAUAUUUAUUUGUCUGUUUCCCCCAGCCGGUGGUUGCAGCGCCAUCAAGCAGCUGGACUGCAUUGCUGGAAGCUCCAGCAGGCGGAGCUCGCGACUCGCUUUUUUGCCCAGCCGGAAUCAGUAAGCGGGGGACGGAGCGCCCGGGUUUGUUUCGCUGCGCGCGGGCCUUGUUGCGGGCUGCGGCCAGGACAAGCAAAGAACCAAGGCGCCUGGAAGGGGUGGGGAGAGAACCGGCCAGGUUACAUUUGCUUUACAAAGUGGCAAAGCAUCUUAGUUCACCGAAAAGGCAUCUUCUUGAAUAGUGUGGUUGGCUGUGCUGCACACAGGCGCCAUGGGGGAUCUAGGCCUGGGCCGGGAGUUCCACACUUGGCACCAGUUCAGCACGUUCUUUGACGACUGGUGCGAGAAGCACAAGGUGCUAUUCAUCAUCGCCAGCCUGAAGCCGCUGAUCUCGCUGCGCCAGAACCCGAUACACUAUCAGCCCACUCUGGCAGAGACGCUCCGCUUCCGUUUUGUGCGUCUCGUCUGUAAGCACAGCGGAACCUACGUGGGGCAGAGCACGGUGCAACGCAACCGCCUCAGUGAGAAGAUCGACUGCCCAGCCUCCAUCACUCUGCGCCUGGGCCCCAAGAAGGACCGCUUGGUGGUGAUUGAGGCCAACCUGGAGCACAACCACCGUCUGUCAGAGCUGGAGUUUGCCCGCCACUUCAAACGGCAGCAGCUGAGGGCCAGCAUGGGGCUACCUAUCCGCAUCACCAACACCAUUUCCAAACGCUUCCUGGCACCUGACCUUAUCGGGACCCUGGAAGACUACAGCAAAGCCAAAGACAAGGGCAUGUGUGAGCUCCUGGCUGUUCUGGAUGGGCUCUUCAAGAGAGAUCCCGGUGCCAAAGUCAAACUGGUGUUCCAGGAGGACGUGGCUGUCCUCAACAGCAUCUUCCUGGUCACCUCCCGCAUGUGCGAACUGGUGCAGCGUUUCCCCGCCCGGCUUUUCCUGGAACGAGCAGCCUGCCUGGAUGCAGACUUUGAGCUCUAUACAGUCCUGUGCCAGGAUGCCAAUGGGCGUGGGCGCGAGGUGGCCUACUGCCUGGCACGCCAGGGGCUGCCCAACUUCCUCCUCUUUAUUGUGGCUUCCCUGGUGCAGAGCGCCCCAGACAUCAAGUUGCGGGUGAAGGUGGUGACCGUAGGGGCUGGCGUGACGGGGCUGGACGCGGUGGAGGAGGUGCUGCCCUGCGCCCGGGUGCAGAUCUGCCGCCUGCAGGUCUUGGAGGCCCUCUACCUCAAGGCCUGCGAACUGGCUGUGCCCAAGGAGGACCAGAUCCGCAAUCUGCUGCUCAACCUGGCUAAUGCUGACUCGCCACGGGUCUACAGCCAGUACUUGAGCGACCUUGAAGAUGUGGCGCCACUCUCCUUCCUGCAGUACUUCUUGGAGCACUGGCACCCCCACAAAGGAAUGUGGGUAGAGUGCUGGGCUUUUGAGAAAAACCAGGAGUGCUCCUUCCUCGACCACCUGAGCACCCACCGCCGUAAACUGCUGACAGUGCUCAGUACCCCCGUGGCACUGCCUGCCUGUGUCCAGGGCCUGCUAGACCUCCAGGCUCUGCACGUGGAGACUUCCACGUUCAACGUGGCACCUGUGACUGAGCUGUACCACACCGCCUGCCUGCCUGACAGCACCAGCCUGGUGGCUGAGGAACUGGACCUGGUGCCCCAUGCCUACUACGAGCUCAAGGACACACCUGAUGGGUACCUCCUGGAGGGGAGCACCUGCUCUUUUCUGGUGAGCCACGAUCUGGCCACUUGCAGCUGCUCCAUCUACGUGGCUCACCAGCUGCCCUGCCGGCACAUCUUUGCCGCACGCCUUUGGGCUGGAGAGCCUCUUUUUGAUCCCAGCCUGCUGCCCAGCUUUCCAAAUGGGCAUCAGGACAUCAUAGGGCAGGAUGAAUGUUAGCUGUGGUACUCAUUGAACCAGACGCCAGCCUAUGAAGAUACCAUGUGCAUUGAAUGGCAGUAUGCAGGCCUGGCAGCCACCUCAGUCAUUGCCAGUCAGGUACAAGGGUCUCUGUACUGCCACACAUACCUUGAGUGAGAGUGAUCUGGUCUGGGGCACUAGACAAGAGCCCACCUCUAUGCCCAGGGUUUGGUGGCUGCUGAAAAAAUAUCACAUGGACACAGCCAGGGUCUGGGACAGGCAUUCUGUGAGCCAUCACCGUGAUGCCAGGGCUGAGAAAAGGGAACAGAAGGAAGUACCGUUGAAAGGGCAGUGUCUAGACGUCACUCACGCACAUCUCAUGGGGUUCGAUCAGAACUCGCUGAAUAACUUGCAAGCAGUUGCUGUGGAGUUUUAGACUUGGAAGCUAGUUUGUUCUGCAAAUGAAAGCACAAAAUCCUGCAACUGGGAGAACAGAUUUCUGCUGGGUUUUUUGUGAGCAGAGUAAAUAGGACCAUGUACACUCUGCCUUAAAUAAACAUCUAUCUGUAAUAAGGUAGCCCAAAUUUUAUUCUUAAGACUGGAUUUUUUAAACCUGUAUCCAUUAUGCAGCAUGCAGCACAAUCCUGGUUAGAAUUAGAAAUAGAAUGCAGCAGUUGAAAUCAGGUUAUGCUUAGGUGUGCCUAACUUUGCAUAGGGUCAAGUUGUUAAGCAUAAUUGUUUGUUCUGUAUCAUUUAUUUUGCUACUAGUUACAGGAAGGAGCAGAGAGCUAAGCAAGGAGCUGAAAGCCCAUCUUGAUUGAUUGAUUGAUUGAUUGAGUGCCGUCAAGUUGGUGUCGACUUUUAGGGACCACACAGAUGAUUCUCUCCAGGAUGAUCGGUCUUCAACUUGGCCUUUAAGGUCUCAGUGGUACAUUCACUGCUGUGGUAAUCAAGUCCAUCCACCUUGCUGCUGGUUGUCCUCUUCUUCUCUUACCUUCAACUUUGCCCAGCAUUAUGGACUUCUCAAGGGAGCUGGGUCUUCUUCGCAUAAUGUGUCCAAAGUAUGAUAUUUUUAGCCUGGUCAUUUGUGCCUUGAGCAAAACUACCAUUUGUUUGUUUUUCCUGGCUGUCCAUGGUAUCCUCAAAAGUCUUCUCCAGCACCAAAGUUAAAAAGCAUAAAUACUUUUUCUGUCUUGCUUCUUCAAAGUCCAGCUUUUGCAUCCAUAGAGGGUCAUGUGGGAAAGCAUUGUCCGAACGAUUCUAAUCUUUGUAGGUAUAGACACGUCACGGCACCUAAAUAGCCUUUCCAAGGCCUUCCUAUUCCUUGGAAAUCUUGUUCAACUUUCUUUAUUUUCCUAAGCUUCUGAGGAAGUGCCCACACACUCCAGACAUUAGUUCCAGGCCCCAUAUCAAUUUCGGCACAUGUAGAAUAUACACAGUUCUAGAAAUAAGCAAUGCGCACAACAUUAUGCUGUUUGAUUCUCUGACCUAAUAAACCCACCCGUUGUUGACUUGUUUAAUUGUUAA